Penicillium canescens is the source of this 786-nucleotide messenger RNA. RefSeq lists its product as uncharacterized. The record is from RefSeq and is a predicted model, not a curated record. Bases 1 to 786 code for a protein of 261 amino acids. The transcript has a single exon. Lineage: Eukaryota; Fungi; Ascomycota; Eurotiomycetes; Eurotiales; Aspergillaceae.
AUGGUAUCAAGCGUCUCCUUGCGCCGGUUGGCGCUCAUUACCUUCCUCCUUCAUUCGGUCGUUCAUGCCCAUGUUGUCAUGAUAUCACCUGAGCCCUACAGUUUUGACACACUUAAUAAUUCUCCGUUAGCCGCAGAUGGUAGCGAUUUCCCUUGCAAGCUGCGCGAUAACGCAUUCGAGGCCCCCGAGUCUGAAACAACUAUCAGUGUGGGCGAAUCGCAUGGACUGAUCUUCCAGGGUAGUGCUAUGCAUGGAGGAGGUUCGUGCCAGAUCAGUCUAACCACAGACCUUGAGCCAUCCAAGAGUUCGGAGUGGAAGGUAAUCGCCUCAUAUGAGGGUGGGUGCCCGGCCAACGUGGAGGGAAAUCUCGCUGGUGGGUCCGCUCGGAUCGAGAAAUAUCCGUCGAACUUCACCAUUCCAUGUGAUAUCUCCCCAGGUAAAUAUACGCUGGCCUGGACCUGGUUCAACCGCCUUGGAAACCGCGAGAUGUAUAUGAAUUGUGCGCCUAUUACGGUGACAAGUGAUGUCUCCAGCGGAGACCCCGUCAAGUCCAUCGUGCCCUCGUCCACCCUUCCUGCAAUGUUUGUUGCGAAUGUGAACGGCUGUAUCACGAAGGAAGGCGUCGACAUUAGAUUCCCCGAACCUGGUGAAAAGGUUGAGUUUAAGGGCCAGCCUUCUAACCUCGCACCUGAGGGAGAGCCUGCCUGUACUGGCAAUCCGACAUUUGGCGUGGUCACGUCAUCCAGUAUAUCCAUGAGUACCCCGUCAGCUAAGGCAGGCGCAUAG